Paramecium tetraurelia is the source of this 528-nucleotide messenger RNA. RefSeq lists its product as uncharacterized. NCBI's taxonomy places the organism in Eukaryota, Ciliophora, Oligohymenophorea, Peniculida, Parameciidae. Gene Ontology annotation, cellular component: nucleus. Gene Ontology annotation, biological process: regulation of gene expression. The record is from RefSeq and is a predicted model, not a curated record. The transcript is spliced from 3 exons.
AUGUUAGAUAAAAAAGACCAGAGCAAGUUCUAAAAUUUUCUACUUUAAUUGAAAGCCUUAGUUGAUUCAUUUUUGCUUCCAAGCCCAGAACCAGAGGAAUAACCCAAGACAUAGGUCACGAAGGCAAAAAAAUAAAAAAAACAAAAAGAUCCUCUAGCUCCAAAAAUGCCUAAAUCGGCCUUCAUUUAUUACUUUCAGGACAAGAAGGACAAAUUUCAAUCAUAAUAUCCAAAUUUACAAUUUUAAGAGAUCACAAAAUUGAUCGCUAGUGAAUGGAAAGAUUUGCCGAAGGAAAUCCAACAGGUAUCUUUACAAAAAAAUAAUUAGCAAUAUCACGAUCAAGCAGAAUAAGAUAGAAACCGCUACUCUUAGGAGCAGGAGUUAUAUCAUUCACAAACAGGGAAAUAAGUAAAUGGGAAGAGUCAAGCGAAAGCGAAUAAAUCGAGUGCGAAAAAAGAGAAAAUUAUAAAAAUUGUUGAUCAAGAUGAAGACAACGAUUCUUUUGGCGCAGACAUUGGCCAGGACUGA